This is a messenger RNA of Ixodes scapularis (black-legged tick), 6162 nucleotides long. RefSeq names its product ADP-ribosylation factor-binding protein GGA2 (gene Gga). The coding region runs from base 8 to 2185 and encodes 725 amino acids. Gene Ontology annotation, cellular component: trans-Golgi network. The transcript is spliced from 16 exons. The record is from RefSeq and is a predicted model, not a curated record. Gene Ontology annotation, biological process: vesicle-mediated transport; intracellular protein transport. Gene Ontology annotation, molecular function: ubiquitin binding; phosphatidylinositol binding; small GTPase binding. NCBI's taxonomy places the organism in Eukaryota, Metazoa, Arthropoda, Arachnida, Ixodida, Ixodidae.
AUUCAAGAUGGACGACGACAGUUCGUUUGACACUCUCUUAGCGCGUGCGACGAACCCGCUGAGCCGGGACCUGGACGUGGCCGCGGUGCAGCAGCUCUGCGACCGGAUCCUGGUGGAGCGGGACGGCACCAACCACGCGCUGCGCUUCCUUGCCCACAAGAUCCAGUCUCCGCAGGAACGGGAGGCCAUACAGGCGCUGCUGGUUCUGGAAGAGUGUGCCACCAGAUGUGGAGCCAAGUUCCAGGACGAAGUGUUCAAGUUCCGCUUCCUCAACGAGCUCAUCAAGGUCGUCUCGCCCAAGUACCUGGGAAACCGUGCCUCCCAGCGGGUGAAGCAGAAGAUCAUUGAGAUGCUCUACCGCUGGAGCAUCGAGAUGAAGCACCACUCGAAGAUCCAGGAGGCGUACCAGAUGCUCAAGAAACAGGGGGUCAUUGCCGUCGACCCUGUUUACGUCAUCGAGGAUUGUGAACCCAACCCUCCACCUGCUCCUAGGACCCAAAGUGCGGUGUUUGAAGAUGAAGAAAAGUCUCAGAUGCUUCAGAAACUACUGCAAAGCAAAAAUCCAGAGGACCUUCAAGCAGCCAACAAGCUUAUUAGGAACAUGGUUAAGGAGGCGGACAGGCGAAUGGAGCUGCUCGCGCGGCGGACGGUGGAGAUCGAGACAGUCCACAACAACGCAAAAGUGCUCAAGGACAUGCUGAACAACUACCGUCCCGGAGAUACCUCAGCGGAAGAGAAGGAACUGAUGAAGGAACUGUUCGAAAGCUGUGAGCGUCUACGCCCGAAGCUGUUUAGGCUUGCCGGGGAAAUGGAGGAAAAAGACGAGGGCUUGAACGAGAUUUUGACGGCCAAUGACGAGCUGACCAAUGUCAUCAACGUCUACAAGAGGGCCAUGGGCCUGGAAAUGACUGUCAAUGGAGGUGCUGAGGAAGGCAUACCGAAAGCCCGUGCUUCAAUGGCUCAGGGGGCCUCCCUGCUGGACCUGGGGUCACCGCAAAUGGCCGAGAGCGGAGGACGCAGACAAUCGCAGAGCGACAUGUGCCUGCUGGACGACCAGCUACUGGCACUCGGAAUCAACGAUCCCGCGCCAGCUCCACCGUCCGCCACCACCGCUUCAACCGGCGUCAACGCCACCAACGUCGGCUCCACGAUGGCCGAGCUGGGGACGAUCUUCGGAGCCGCCCCGUCGCCGGGCAAUAUCGGCGGCUCACCGGGGAACUUUAUGAGCUUCGUCGGUUCGGGGCCGUCGGCCGCGCUGGCCGGUCUCGGCGUGCGGAUGGGACCGGGCGGCUACUCGCCGGCGCACCAGGCCGGGCCGCCGCAGAUGCUCACCCCGUCGACUGCGUCGGUUGCCGGAAUGUCGCCGCUGAAGCCGUCACUGGUCGCGAUUGGCCAGACGGUGGCUGCUGGCAGCGUUUUGGGUGGUGCACCUGCCCCGUCAAAGUCCAAGGGCCUUGAAGAGAUCGACGCUUUAGGCCAGUCCCUGAUCAAGCAGGCUUUGCCACACCACCCAGGCUCCCAGGGGGACUUUCCAAACAGCACCCCGCAGAAGAUUCCGCUCAACCAGAUCCAAAAGUCCCAGCCGCCGGCCGCAUCUGCCGUCGGUGGCGCCGGCGUCACCGGCGCUUCGAACGGCGUCCCGUCUUCCGGGAUGGGCAUGCUGACUUCGGCGUCGGCCAACCUUGGCGCCGCCCCGCCCAGCCUCCUGGACCUUAGCCCGGCAGAUCGGAUUGGAUCUCCCGGCAAGAGCCCGUCUUCGGACCCGCUCUCUCUCUCCGACGUGUUUGUGCCCCUGGAACUGGUGCAGCCGGGCAGCCAGCUGCCGUUGACCCUGCACGACCUCAACGGUGUGAAGGUGAUUGUGCACUUUGCAAAGAACCAGCCGCAGCCCCACGUGAGCGUCAUGGUCGUCUCCACCAUGAGCACCAACACCAGCUCCGUCAAGAAGGUGCUCUUUCAGGCAGCCGUGCCCAAGACAAUGCGAAUAAAGCUGCAACCUCCGUCUGCCACCGAGCUGCCCCCCCACAACCCCAUCCUGCCGCCGGCGGCCAUCACCCAAGUCAUGCUCCUGGCCAACCCCUCCAAGGACAAAGUGCGCAUGAAGUACAAAGUCAGCUACGCAAUCGGAGACGAGACCCACACCGACGUUGGGGAGGUGGACUGCCUCAUCGAGACCAGCUCAUGAUUGGCACCGGGGGCGAUUGGGCCGUGGCCCCACGCCUUCACAGAGCACCACCUCAUGCUUCAAUGUCAUCACCACGACGGCCACCAUCGGUGACCGUUGACGAGCAGGCGACCUUCAGUACACAGUGACGUUCACGGUGGGGGUGACUAUGUCGGGAUGACUGCUACUGCGACUGUCACACUUGAGCGACUCUCACCAAAUGUGCUAGUGUGACUGUCACAGUGGUUGUCACGGUGCGAUUGUUGCAGGAGUGGCCGUCACAGCAGGAGUGAUUGUCUGUAUGGAAGCCAUUUGCCAUAGCUUUGGUCUUGAGUGAUGAUCACAGAUUAGGCGACCUGUUAAUGACUUUUUUUCACACCCAUGAUUAACCAUUUACUUUCAGUCACUUGCUGCUAAAGAGCAUGAGAAAUCUAUAUUUGUUGUUUUUCAGAACGAGUGUUUGAAGAGGAUAACUAUGGCAGGCUUACCAACUUUCUGCUGUCAGAGUGUCACAGUGACAAUUUGCUACCAUAUUGACAGGAUAUGACUGACUGUCCCAGUACAAGUGAUUGCCACAACGCACAUUGUGAGAGGCAUACAUACCGGGAUAGCCGGUGUCGCUGUGACAGUGACUUGUCACUGCGAUGAACCCAAAGAUUUCUGUCAUGUCUGGCACAAUGCAAAUAGCCAAUCAUUCCCUCUGUGACUGUCUACUCGCUGGCAACAACCCACCGUUCAUGCAGUGGUCAUUGCGAAAGUGGCUGGCGAAUGCUGAAGUGUCUGGCGCACCUCAAGUUGCCGAUCCAUCGUGACGUUUAGAGCAACACAUUCUUUUCCCUUUCCCUCUGUAUGUUUUUUCUGCAUGUAUGUACAAGUGAGUUUGAAAACAGAAAGGUAUGUGUGUGCGUGGUAUUUAAUCGUGGAAUGGACUCCUGCUAACCUCCAGCUGUCAGGAGCUUUCUGUGCAAGUCCAUUUGCGACGACCGAUUAUGGAAACUACUUUUUGUUACUCUCAGCCAGCUAAUGGGAGCAUAUUCACGCCGAACUAGCCGGAUUUUCGUUAAAAUCAUAUUGGACUUUGGAGUAAACUUUCUUCAGUGUGCCGUUUUUUUGCACAGCUAUGAAGAUGAUCUAUAUUUUGGUUGAAGUGAUAUAGAGUAACAUAUUUCUGGACAGCCCAGCUUUUCUUUAACCGUUAGAAGAAACACUCAAAUUGCAGAUUUUCGUAAAAAACUUGGCAGGCAGUGUCUUGUCGUUGCCACGUGUGUAGAAGCGCGAAACCCUGGUUGCAUAGUUGCAUGCAACCUCUCCACACACACAGUUUAAGCUCAUGUGCAGACAAUUACCCUUCAGGUGCAUGGGUUUGCUGCAAAGCUGAACCGAAUAUGAGGUCUAAGGCCAGUUCACGCAUGCAUCUCAGCACCGAGAUAACGAAGAGUUGACGCAUCAGUGCUACUGUCGGUGCUGACUCGGCACUAAAUUAGCGCUGCAUUGUGUGUCUAGGCCGUAAAAGGGGGGGUCACCUGCAGUGGAGUGCUGAUGCAGCAAAAAGUCGGCACUGUGUCCACAUUGCUGAGUUAGUGUUGUGGUGUAUGUGUGAAUGAGUCUAUACCAUCAUUAUUGGCCCCUUGAUCUUGGCCCCAUACAGUUGCGAAGAGAGGUAGUGCAGAAUGCUCCAAAGUGCUUCGUUGCUCACGCAAGCCCAACUGCACGGCGGCGUGCAAAAUAUGUGGGCGCAUGGCUUGAGCGCUGUCUCUUAAUAUCUGCACGCGCAGAUUUGGCAUAGUUACGAUGAGGAGACAGAUGUUCCUCCUAACAUCACCAGGUAGCGCUAACAAGCAGGAUGAACUAGAGUCACUUGAAGGGUUUGCCAGAGUAGUACCACAUCUGACCUCUGCUCGUUUUCUCAUUGGCCAUUUUUCUUUUAGAUGUUCACAAUGGAAGUGUUUCAAGAAUCACAGGUUCUAGCCUAAAGGACAGCAUAUGACAACAGGGCCUUUUUUAUUAUAAAUUGAUGGUACAAUGUGUGAGUCACAGUGUGCGGCUUUUAAGUAUUCCAGUGGUCUUCUGCUAGCUUGACUGGUAGGCACUGCUUUCUCCCUUACAUGUGCGAUCCAUACCUUUCUAUUCUUGCUGGAGCAGCCUUUGUUUCUCCUUCUAGAAACCAUCGCUAUCGUUGCAGUAGAAAAAUUGCAGAUGCAGAUCACUGUUGCCAUAGUGCUUCUUUUUUAUAGUGGUACCUCGGAAACUGCUUCAAGUGGCUCAAGGGCAAACACGUCGGCACAUUCUAGUUUAUAGUGUCCACGGCUGUAUCUGGUGUGUGCUCUUUUCCCAGUUUCAUAGAUGCCAUUUGAGUGCAUCACGUAGUAGGUCAUACUCUACUGAUGCCUCAGGCAUUUGAAAGAUCUUUGAGACACAAGCAUGUUGUCAGGUCGGUUAGGCAACGAUAGCAGUCUUUGAUCGAGCAAGCUGCUGGACUGAUCCUCUACUUACCAAACAGAAGAGGAUCAAAAUAUAGGAUGUCUGAAAUCCUGAGGCUUGCUCGCAUAUCGGUCAGAUAAAUUAACGGUUAAAAACGUUUGCUCCAGCCGACUUAACACUAUAAAAGCAAAAAGAUGUUUCGCCACCUAUGCAGGUGGCAUCUUCAGGAUGAACUGGUGGGAAUGAAGCGAGAGUCCUCUCCGGCGUCAUUCGCAUCAGUUCAUACUGAAGAUGCCACCUGCAUAGGUAGCGAAGGUGCCUUUUAGUGGUACAUUUAACCUCGUGAAAUUUUCACGUGUAACUCCGUAAAAAAUGAGAUCAACAAACUUGCUACAGUCAGCGGUGAACACGUACAGACAACCAAGUUAGCGACGUUUGUAUUCUGUGGCACCAUGUCCCAAUAGACGGCUUGGUCGUCUGCUUGCUGCAUCAUCUGUCGAGAGAUGGCGCUACAAGUAGAGUUCAGUAAAAUAAAAUGAGAUGUGGGGCUAAAACCAAGAGACAGAUAGAGGUUAAAUCUAAUUCAAUUGUCUUAGACAUUAUCACCCAAUUUAAAGGGUUCGUCCGCCUCAGCAUCCGCCGCUGACCCUGGGAAGUUUGAUGGUCUAAUUAUUGUCACAGGAAGAGCCAUGGCCUUGAAAUUUGACAAGGUAAAGUGCACCAUUAAACUGGACCUUUGGGGAAAAUUUGGAAUGGCUACGUGCAGGCUCGUGCUCCUCAACAUAUCGGAGUUGUGCAGGCACCUCCUUAGCUUUCUUAAAAUUCCCAAGUUUCACAAGAAAGGCUGCUUCGCACACUUACGACGGAGCGCCUUAAAACAUCUUGGGAUCUCCUAUGACGAGGAAACAGACUGGCGCCAUCUAUUGGAUAGUUAUGGAACACUUCACAUUUCUUGUCUUUUUUUUAAUUUUUGGUUCGAAAUAUUUUUGACAGUUGUAUAUGAACGACCAUCUCUCGUAGGUAGCGUGUGCACUUGAUCCCGCGAAAAACGCAAAACCUUCGCUCUGGCGAAAUUCAGCUUCAGGGUCACCUCAUAGGCGGCGCCAGCGUGCCAGUGUGUUCUCUCGUCCUAAGAGGUAGCAGGAACUCGGUCGUAAACAAACGCAGGCGUGUGAACAGGCCUUGACUUGCAGCGUAAACUGCUGCGGCGGGCUUUCUAGACUAGAUUUUUGACAGCGUGUGGCGUGCGUGCAAGAGGGAGUAUGGGUUUUCCUAUUUAUGGAGGGCUGUUUUAAAAGGGUGUAAAGAAAGCGGCAUGGUCUGGCGACAGUAUUGUUCUUUUUUUAGUUUUUGGAACAUUCCAUGCCUGCGGAAGCAAGAAAAAAAAGCUAGUCAUCUUCAAUACGUCUAGGAUGUUGCGAAUUGAUGCGUAGAGUGCAACGUCGGAAGAACAGCGGGGAAAAAAAAAAGAAAAAAAAAAGCGUCCUUGUUUCGUUUUUUUCUCUCUGGUUCCUCUGGUUUUUUGUAAGCGUAUUUCCUUCCCUGUUGAAAAUAAAAUGUUUCUAUGCAUCAAGCUA